AUGAGUUUACGAAAACCCUUUGGAGGUAUGGGAGUUAAUGGAAUGGUUGUGAGGAUCAUCCUGAUCAAUUUGGUGGUUCAAACAGCAGGUGUGACGGGAAUUCAGAACGAGCCAACGUCCUCGAGGGCUUCCAGAGAGGAUGUGGUGCUCAGUGCAAGUUCAUUUGCACCGGAAAAAACGACGUCGUUAGAGUCUUUUCGUGAGGGCGAUGAGGGAUCGAGAGAUUUUGUUAGCACACAGCCUGUGAUUCAGUUAGAGAGCUCGAGGAGUCAUGGGAGUGGAGAAAAAUCGACCUCCAAGGUGAGAUUCGAGGAUACGAGUCAUGAGAGCCCUUUGGAUGCUGAGGUGACUGCGUCCAAACAUGUGGAGCAUAUUGAUGAGAAUAAUAUCGAGGUGAAACCCCCGGAGUAUCAUGAAAGCGUGUCGGCGACGGGGACAAGACUCUCGGGGGAAGCCCAGGGGGCUCCGCAAGCACGAGGUAUCGCGGCGGAGCCCCACCAGCCAGUCGAAUCAGUCCCACAGCGACAGGGACGCCAAGAAUCACCGAUGAUUUAUAAUGAUCGCACGCUCCAACCGAGCAUGCAAACUGAGAUACCCACCAAUCGACAAGCGAAUCCGGAUAUCCAGGAUAUCAUAACUGGUAUCGUUAAAUUGCUCAAUGGAAAUGUCAACGUUGCUGUCAAUACCCUCAGGCAUAAACCCGUCCAAGCGACUAGGAUAAACAACCGCGGCCCACCUCGAAUCUCCGACCUCCCACCCCUCCCCCCGGACUUCGACACCCCUGGGAUGAACCCACCACCGCCUCCUCCUCCCGACCACCCAUACCCCUUCGAAACCCCGCCACCAGAGCGUCCUUCAGUCAACCAACUCCCCCCCGCCCCGGAGCGUCACCCUACUCGCCCCCCUCACAUACGCCCUUGGAACCGUCCUAACUUUCCCCCGAACCGUCGUCCCAUACCCCCCUACAAGCCGUUACCCCCUCAGGAGCCGAACUUUUUCUUCGACAAAGACGAUAAGACACAGAGUUCUGACAACACUCACCGUAAUGAUCUAACGACUCCGUCUGUCCACGAAAAUCCGACUGAGCCAUUUGAAGACCUGACAGAGAAACCCCAGAGGUUCCAGCCCCCCUUGAAACCAGAGAAAAUCGAUCCUGCGAGUACUCUAGUGCUUGGAGCAGAGCUGCAACCGAUUCCCAUUCCCUCGCAAUCAGAAGCGAAUGUCAACUCGGUCGUCCCCUUGGAGACGACGAGGAAAAAAGUCAAAGAGUCGUCCAGCUCCAGUAGCCGCUCUGGCAACCUCAGCACCACCACCUCGACAAUUUCCACCCUGAAGAUUGAAACCAGUUCCUCAAUUCAAGUGAUCGAACCAACAAGAACAACCGUAGAGAUUCAGCCGUCGAUAGUUCCCCUGGAAAAGAACUCUGAAGCCUCAAGCACCAUUAAGUCGAGCCUGGAGCCCAGUAAGACCAUUCAAGGGAGUCUUACAAGCUCUAGUAGUAAUGAAGCCCAUCGGGCGACUCCGACGAAAGGCCUAUCAAUAAAUUCAAUAGGCUCCACUACUUCGAGUACUGUCGAAGCUUCUCCGACUGCUUUUGAUCGCCCAACAGGUGUACCCGGAUAUUACAAGCCCUCGAUGAGUGUCAACACUCAUGCAUAUCACCCUAGACCUGGGAUAGUGCUCGAUGAUACGUUGGAUUACACGAAGAAACAGGUUUUCACGACACAGCGACCGCAUGUACCGUCAAGGCAUCAUCAAAUCGGGGAUAUUUUCGAUGUGACGGUGUCAGUGAUCCAGGGACCUGGGGGUGGCUCUGGAGAGGGAGUGAGGGUGCCGGUUAAUCCUCAUGGAGGGGGAGGGGAAGAUGUUAUCCUGACGUCAGCGGUUGAAGGUCAAGGAUUCGUCAGCAUCGACGGAAAACGCACUCAUCUGAACCUCUUCGACAACACUCCAGAAACAAUAUCCCCCACAAAAGCUGUCUUUCCUCCAGCCAGAACCCAGCCGCCAGUCUUCGGAACCGGCUACGCAGUGCCCCAGCCAGAUCUUCCAGUCCCCGGACACGCCUACGGUACCACCGGUCGUCCCGUCUUCAGGAAGACCACCACGGAUAUCGUCAGAAUCGACACCUGCAUAGUCGGUGAUUCCAGUACUUGCGAUGCCAGCCAACACGAGGCCUGCGCUACUGUUCAAGGGGUAUCUGCCUGUCAAUGCAAGCCUGGCUUCGCCAGAUUGGUCAGGACUCUGCCGUGCAAAAGAGUGAUUAGCAUCGUUGUCUCCAUCCGAGUCGACAGGAUUUACGACAAGGAAGUCGUUUGGAGUAACAACUUAUUGGACAAGAACUCCGAGGCUUAUCAAGAGAUUGCUUAUGAGUCUAAUGUAGCUAUCGAGUCUGCAAUGUCAAUGACGCCCUUCACAGAUGAGUACAUGGGCUCGUCCAUCAAUGGAAUUUACCAGGGUGAUGUUUCUCAAGGACAGGGAGGAGUGUUCGUUAAUGCUACCGUCAAAUUGACGUUUGAAACCAGAACCGCGAGACCUUCACUCGCUGGAGAACUGCAGAAACAACUUUUGGGGGUCAUUCACAGACGGAAUAAUAAUAUCGGCAAGAGUGCUGUAUUUGUUAAAACACCAGCUGGGUCCAUCUCUAAUCUCCAGGAUCUUGACGAAUGCGCCUCGACUGAGCUUAAUGAUUGCCAUUCUUCGGCCGUUUGUAGCAACGUUUGGGGAGGAUUUGUUUGUGCUUGCAAAGCGGGACUGAGGGACCCGCAUUCGGAGGAUCCAGAGAAGGCCGGAAGGGUGUGCCUGUCGUGCCCUGCUUCGCAUUGCAAUAACCGGGGGACGUGCUCGUACCAGGGAAAUGUGGAACAUUGCACAUGUGCUGGAAAUUAUUAUGGAGUAAAAUGUGAAAUUGAUGGAGAAGUUGUUGCCGUAGCAAUUGGCGCAUCCGUUGCAGCUCUGAUAAUAAUAAUUCUUACCCUCGUGUGCCUCGUUAUGUGGAGUCGAAGAUGGUCGAGGGAACAGAAGGCAAUGGGCUCUCCGGUUUAUGGAUAUAUGCAAGGAGGUAUGCCAGGAACUAUGCCAAAUACAUUAGCUCGUGUUGGUUCGAUGGGUACUUUAGCUUCAGUUAAACAAGGACCACCCUCAAAUAUGCCUCCUUACAUGUGGGGACAUUUGGCUGAUCAUAUGGCAACAGCAAAUUUAUACGCAGGUGAACCAAUGGGACCUACAAGACCAAGUUCAGCAGUCUUCGGUUACCCCACAAUGAGCGUACACGGUACCCUCCCCCCAGUGCCUCUUCCGAGACUCCAGGCGCCUCCUAGAACUCGGCAGAGGCACCUUCCAGAGCCAGACAGUUCGGAUUCGGAGCCCCAGGACAAAGACAGGGCUGACCUCAUCCCUCAGAGCAGUGGCUUCCACGUCCCCAGACCAAAGUCGAGGUCCUCUCUAGCGAAUCAGAGCGGAAUUUAUUACGACGUUGAAUACGACCAGGGCGACGCUCACCAUCUUUCUAAAAAUAAUAUACCCAUGUCCACUUACAGCAUGGCAAGACCGUAUUAUAGGACGUGAGACGAAAGACGUGAAUCAUAGUCGGUACCAGGUAUCACACAGUUCAAUCUGGAAGAAUUGGUUUUAGUACGAGGAUUGAAAUUUAUGUUGUUUUACCACUAUAAUUGGAAAAGCCUCAAAUCAAUCUUCUGCAUAGAUAAUAGCGAAAUAUUUUAAAAUAAUGAGAAUCAAUUAUAUUUUUACUAUUUCAAUAGAAUAAAUUCAGCAGCCAAGUGAUAGGGGAAACGAAUUCUGAAUUCAUUUCCGAAUUAUUUCACAAAUAUUUUCUAAAGGCCGAAUUUCCAAAGAAAAUGUUGGAAAUCUUUCUCGUGGAGAAUUUUAUGACCUGCAAAAAAUAUCUUUCGAUAUUUCUUCUGAACCCCUUACUUCUCUAGACAGUCAAAAAAUAAUCAAUUCAAAAUAUUUAAAUUUAAUUUUUCAUGAAAAAAUUUUAUAAGUUCAAUUGUCGAACGAAAAACAAAUACUUCUUGUUCUGUGUCAUUGGUACACACUUUACCUAGCUCAAUAAUAAUAUUAAAAAUAAAGAAAAGACUAUGUAUUAUGAUUGAUAUUAUAUAUAUCAUUUAAAUUACACAAAUUAUAGAAAUUAAGAACGAAUGAAUGUGAUUAAGUUUUAAAUAACCAACAGAUUUUAUGAAUCAUUGUUCAUAAUUAAUCGAUUCAUCAACUAAUUCGUUGAUUCAUUGAAUGACAAUG
Messenger RNA from Diachasma alloeum, 4260 nucleotides. RefSeq lists its product as uncharacterized. The transcript has 9 exons. The record is from RefSeq and is a predicted model, not a curated record. The coding region runs from base 1 to 3564 and encodes 1187 amino acids. Lineage: Eukaryota; Metazoa; Arthropoda; Insecta; Hymenoptera; Braconidae. Gene Ontology annotation, molecular function: calcium ion binding.